Messenger RNA from Geosmithia morbida, 1464 nucleotides. RefSeq names its product Major Facilitator Superfamily. Gene Ontology annotation, biological process: transmembrane transport. The record is from RefSeq and is a predicted model, not a curated record. The transcript has 4 exons. Bases 1 to 1464 code for a protein of 487 amino acids. Gene Ontology annotation, molecular function: transmembrane transporter activity. Lineage: Eukaryota; Fungi; Ascomycota; Sordariomycetes; Hypocreales; Bionectriaceae. Gene Ontology annotation, cellular component: membrane.
AUGGAGAAAAAGGCCAACAUCGGGGGAAGCGUAUCCUCAAUGAGGGAUACCGAGGCCAUGACCGUGGGGGCACGAGACCCCGUGGCGGAGAAGAGCUACGUUCGCAAGAUGGAUCUCUAUCUUCUCCCCGCCCUGAGCAUCAUGUACUUUUUCAACUCUGUCGACCGCAGCAACCUUGGAAAUGCAGAGACGGGCGGUAUGAGCAAGGAUCUCAACUUUGUCGGGGAACAGUACUCCCUGCUCAUCGUACUCUUCUACAUCCCCAACGGCCUGUGCGAUCUGCCGCUCAAUAUGCUCACAAAGAAGUUUUCUGGGAAGACCAUGCUUCCCGCCUUGAUGGUGGGAUGGGGAGCAAUGGCGACCAUCCAGGCUGCCACCAAGAAUUUUGGCGGCAUGCUUGUUCUGCGCCUCUUUCUGGGUGCGUUCGAGGCAGGCUUCUUCGCCGGCGUGAUAUUCUACCUUACACUCUUCUACACGCGCGGCGAGUUGAGUCUCCGCAUUGCCAUCUUCUUUGGUAGCGCCUUGCUGGCCGGAGCCUUCUCGGGCCUCAUCUCGUUUGGCGUGCUCCAGAUAGACGAUCCGCGCGUGACUGGCUGGAUGUUCCUGUUCCUGAUUGAAGGGUCCAUGACUGUCAUCCUCGGCGUCGCGGCAUUCUGGUGGCUCCCAGCCACUCCGCAGACGGCGUGGUUCCUCAACGAGACCGAGCGCCAGGUGGCCACCGAGCGCACCCUCCGCGACGGGUCGGGGACGGUCGGUGAGGAGUUCAACGUGAAGGAGUGCUUCCGGGCGUGGGGCAACUGGCAGUUCAUACUGUGGUGCAUCAUCAGCCUCACGUAUCCGGUGGCCUUUGCGACGACGGCCAACUUCCUGCCCCUCGUGCUCCGCCGUCUAGGCUACAGCGUCGUCAUCACCAACCUGCUCACCGUGCCGCCCAACUUUGUCGGGUUCUUCGUCCUGCUGGCCGUGUGCUGGAGCUCGGACCGCCGGCGUGAGCGCACCUUCCACAUCAUCGGGUCCCUGACGAUCAGCUUCGUCGGCCUGCUCAUCCUCGCAACCAUCGACGCCACCGCGCACGUUGGCGCCGCCUACUUUGCGUGCUUCCUGCUCGCCGGGGGCGCCUACAUCCCCAGCUGCCUCGUCCACGGGUGGCACAACAACAAUAACAUGGGGGAGAACUCGCGCGCUGCCACGACGGGCCUGCUCGUCGGGCUGGGUAACCUGGGCGGCAUCCUGUCUGCUGCUACGUUCCGCACCGAGUACGCUCCGCGUUACGCGCCUACCCUUAUCGCCACGGCGGCGUGCAACGUGACUUGCAUCGUAUUCACGCUCUGGUUGGGCCUCUGGAUGAGGCACGAGAAUAAGAGGCGUAAUAAGGAGCAGGGAGUCGAUCUCAAGGCCGAGGAUAUCGACACUAGCGAACUUGUGAAUGGACCAAAGGAUCCUAGGUUCCGGUAUUUUAUUUGA